Messenger RNA from Scheffersomyces stipitis CBS 6054, 2061 nucleotides. RefSeq lists its product as uncharacterized. Gene Ontology annotation, biological process: monoatomic cation transport; intracellular calcium ion homeostasis; transmembrane transport. Gene Ontology annotation, molecular function: monoatomic cation transmembrane transporter activity. The annotation marks the transcript as partial. The record is from RefSeq and is a predicted model, not a curated record. Gene Ontology annotation, cellular component: membrane. The transcript has 2 exons. Lineage: Eukaryota; Fungi; Ascomycota; Pichiomycetes; Serinales; Debaryomycetaceae.
AACGAUUCCUGCUCUCAAAUUGCUAAUAUUCCCCAAGAUUCCCAAUGUCAAUUUGUAUUGGACCAUUGUAGCGGAGAGGAUUACUUCAUUGGUCGUAUAAACUAUUUGUCUGUUUACUAUUGCAGGUUGUCAUGGUUGCUGGUGUUUUCUUCUUUGCCUUUGCUUGGAGCUCUAUCCAUUUUUUUUAUAUCUUUGGGACUCACGGCUUCAGACUAUUUGUGUCCCAACUUGUAUACCAUUUCCAAGUUCCUCAAACUCUCCGACAACUUAUCUGGUUUGACUUUGUUGGCAUUGGGAAAUGGCUCUCCUGAUGUCUUGAGUACUUUCAAGGCAAUGAGCUUUGGGUCUGGCUCGUUAGCUAUCUCUGAGCUCAUGGGAGCGUCACUCUUUGUCACCACUGUAGUCAUUGGUUGUAUAGCCAUUGUACACCCAUUAAAGGUGCCGAGACGACUGUUUGUCAGAGAUACCAUAUUCUAUCUCAUGAUCGCCUGCCUUUUGAUUUUCACGUUGGUAAGGCAAAGCUUGACCUUACCGAUUUCAAUCAUUCUAGUCAGCUCUUACGUUCUCUACGUGGGUGCUGUUGUCUUGGAUCACUCGUACUUGAAGCGUCAAAUCACCAAACGUCUCCGAAGCGAAAGAUCUAGAGCAAACUUCACUUUACAGAUUCUUAAUGACAAUGAAGAGAUCGACGAUAUUUACCUCGAUACAUUCGCCAAUCUCCCAACAAUAGAAGAAUUGAACCUAGACCAUCGAAAUAUGGAAUUUGUUGAAGAAGUAGAUACAAUUUUGAGGGUUAAACCUCCAACUGCAGCAGAUAGCAUGGUACGAACCGGUUCCUAUGGUCUCAAAUUGUUGGUCAAAGAGUUGCAGAAGCAUUCUCAUCUCCAUGGAGAUAUUCAGUUAGAGUCAGAAAGACCACUAACAGCUCCCAACCCAGUGGAUUCAUCUUCCCUUCCUGAUGAUAUUGAAUCUGGUCCUACCAGUAGUUCAGCUCCAGGGAGGUUGGGUUCCGAACCUAGACAUAACCUCACAACUGCACAAUCGUGGUACGAAGAAACUCAGGAAAUUGACUCUGAACUCCAUGACAUGUUGAGAUUUACUUCAACGAUAAACUGGUGGAAUUAUUUGCGAAGAAAGGAUUCUAAAAUCCUUGAAUUGUUUGCUCCUCAGCUAGCAAGUUUUCAUGAAGAGUCCUUGGCCAACAAGUUUUAUUACAUAGUAACUAUACCUACUUCAACCAUAUUGAGAAUAACUAGUCCUGUCAGAGAUCAGUCCAUUCUCUUGAUGCUUUCAGAAAUUGAGAAGUCUCAAUCCAACCCACUUUUCAAUGGAGAGCUGGACGCUAUUGGCGAAGAAAUAGGCAAGUUUGAUUUCGAACUAGAUAGAACAUUGAUAUCAAUUCAAACCUUUGUGGGACUAAGUUUUGUCAAUUACAUCUAUUUAAGUGGACAAUCAUAUGGAAUCUUGUGGUUUUUGCUUGGAGGCUUGUUUCAUGCUCUUUUAGCCUAUGUUGUUUUCCUAAAUUAUUCUACUUCCAAUUUCAGCUCCAGUGAACUCUUCAAGUUGAAGGUUAUCAACCGCGUUGCUUCGUUUGCUGGAUUCAUCGUUUCAGUAACAUGGAUAGCCAUAUUUGCUACAGAAAUCAUUGCUAUAUUGAAGUCAAUUUCUAUCAUAUAUAGCCUUAGUGACGAUAUCUUGGGAGUGACGGUAUUUGCCUUAGGGAAUUCCAUAGGCGAUCUCAUUUCUAAUUUCACGAUAGCGAAAAUGGGAAUGCCUGCUAUGGCACUUGGUGCAUGUCUUGGGGGUCCUCUCUUGUCACUUUGCUCUCUUGGCAUGAGUGGAUUGAUUAUCAUACCUUAUGAAAAUCCUUCUUCGGGGUUUCCUCUCGUGUUUAGCCGUACACUUGCCAUUACUUCUACCGCAUUGGUUGCUAAUAUCAUAUUUCUAUUGUUCAUUAUACCCAGAAACGGAUGGAUGUUGGACAAGAGAACGGGCUACAUUUUAUUAGGCAACUGGUUUGUUGCCACAAUACUUUGCAUUAUUAGUGAAACUUUCAAAUAG